Molecule: messenger RNA, 9298 nt
Organism: Oncorhynchus kisutch (coho salmon)
Lineage: Eukaryota; Metazoa; Chordata; Actinopteri; Salmoniformes; Salmonidae
Product: RAB6A-GEF complex partner protein 1
Exons: 27
Coding region: 459-4793 (1444 amino acids)
Biological process (GO): intracellular protein transport; retrograde transport, endosome to Golgi
Cellular component (GO): Ric1-Rgp1 guanyl-nucleotide exchange factor complex; Golgi membrane; cytosol
Molecular function (GO): protein binding
Source: RefSeq, a predicted model, not a curated record
AGGCAUGGGAUAGCGAAUCGGACCCAGGAUAGCUAGCUAGAAUCGAUAAAGAUGGCGACAGCGAGAGACACCGAAGAUAAAAUUAUUAUCGCUAAUAAAAAUAAGACAUAUUUAUUCAGAUAGGUGCAGAAAGGAUACCUUUAUAACAAAAAUAUACGGUUGCAUUUUGUUUUUAACUUAAACUCCCGACUGCGCAAGCGAUUUGUUUUCAGAGGAGCUCCACAGUUCUAUGUCAAGUUAGCUGUGUUGGCUAGCUAGCCUGAUUGGAUCUCAAUCGCUUAUGGAUUUCUAGGAUCAGGACGAAUGUCGUUUGACUGAAAAUCGACUUUACGCGGGAUUGAAUUAGCUACAAAUUGUUCAUGAACCGAUUGGAUAACAUCGUUUAUUUUACGUUGGGAACAUAGCCAUUCCGCUGGCCCGGUGACACGGAGAGUGUCGAGUCGGAGUGCCUGACCGUCAUGUAUUUUUUAACUGGCUGGCCCCGGAGGCUACUUUGUCCACUGAAAAGUGAAGAGGAACCGUUUCAUAUUCAUCCCAACUCACAGAGGUUUUACUUCGCUGUGUUGUCAGAGACUCAACUAAGCAUCUGGUUUAGUCGGCCCAGUGUUAUGAUAGUGAGCUACAUAGAGUCAGUGAAGGCAGCAGCUCAGUUUGGCUUCUAUCAGCAGGCCGAAUGGAAGCCGGACGAUUCCAUGAUAGCAGUGGCGGCUGCCAAUGGCUACAUCCUCAUGUUUGACGUGGUGGGAGGAGGAGAGGACAAGUAUCUUUAUGAGCCAGUCUAUCCCAAAGGGAGUCCGCGUGUCAAGGUCACCCCAGGUUAUAAAGAAGAGCAGUGUGCCCCCGCUCUCAGCCUGGAGAUGAAGAGACCCAUAGAUCUGGAGGCUCCCAUCACCAGUAUUAAGUCUCUUCAGGAGGACUUGUUGGUGUCUACAGCUGAUGGCUACCUCCACAUCCUCCACUGGGACGGAGUCAGCAAUGGCCGGAAGGCUAUCAGUCUCUGCACCGUCCCCUUCUCCCUGGACCUUCAGUCAGCACGCGGUGGUCCGUCUCUGGAUCUGGAGGGGCUGUACAUCAGAGACAUGGAGUACUGUGUGACUCUGGAUGGCUUUGCUGUGGUGCUUGACGACGGGAGGCUGGGAUUCAUCAGUCCUGUAGCCAGCAGGUUUACCGCGGAACAGCUGCAGGGCGUCUGGGCAGCAGACGUAACAGACGGAACGUGUGUGGCGGUCAACAAUAAGUACAGGCUGAUGGCGUUUGGUUGUGCCAGUGGCUCAGUAUUGGUAUACAUGAUUGACACCACCACAGGAUCCAUGCAGCUCUCCCACAAGCUGGAGCUCACCCCGAAACACUUCCCUGACGUGUGGAACAAGACCGGCGCGGUGAAGCUGAUCCGCUGGUCCCCCGACUACAGCGUUGCCAUGGUGACCUGGGAGUACGGCGGGCUGUCUUUAUGGAGUGUGUUCGGAGCACACCUCAUCUGUACACUCGGGGAGGACUUUGCGUAUCGGUCAGACGGCACUAAGAAGGAUCCUAUAAAGAUCAGCUCUAUGUGCUGGGGAGCGGAAGGCUACCACCUGUGGGUCAUCACCAGUAGAGAGGAAGCAGAGCUUGUAGAGAACAUGGAGGGGGCUCCACCUCCUACCCAGACCAAGCAGGCGGGCAUACUGCAGUUCCACCUCAUCAAAAGCGCCCUCACCGUUAACCCCUGCACGAGUAACCAGGAGCAGGUUUUACUACAUGGGGAAGACCGUCUGUACCUGACCUGUGGUGACCCCACCCAGGUCCCAUCCAGCAGCUCCGACGGCCCUAACACCCCUCACCCCCAUAACCUCGCCCAUGGCCUGGAGGGCAGCCCCCUUCACCAUCGUUCCGCCCCCUCACCCAACUCCAUCUCUCAGGGACUCAGCACUUUACUGGGACACAAGCACUGGCACGUGGUCCAGAUUCACAGCACAUACCUAGAGAGUAAUUGGCCUAUACGGUUUGCAGCCAUAGACACAGCAGGCCAGUGCAUAGCGGUGGCAGGGAGACGUGGCUUUGCACAUUACUCCAUGUCCACCAGGAAAUGGAAGCUGUUUGGGAACAUCACUCAGGAGCAGAACAUGACCGUGACAGGGGGGCUGGCCUGGUGGAACGACUUUGUCGUUGUUGCCUGUUACAAUUUCACCGACCGGCAAGAAGAGCUGCGUCUGUACCUCCGGUCGUCCAACCUGGACAAUGCCUUCGCCUCCGUCACCAAGCUGCACUCUGACACCCUGCUGCUCAAUGUGUUCAGAGACCUGAUCGUCCUCUUCAGAGCAGACUGCUCCAUCUUCCUCUACAGCAUCGAGAGGAGGCACGACGGGCCCAACCCGUCAGCCUGUGUUGAGCUGCUUCAGGAGGUGUCCAUGUCCCGCUACAUCCCCCAUCCUGCCCUGGUGGUGUCUGUCACCCUCACCUCUGUGCGCACAGAGACUGGCAUCGCGCUUAAAGCCCCACAGCAGGCCUGUAUGGCAGAGAGCAUCAUGCUGAACCUGGCUGGCCAACUCAUCAUGCUACAGAGAGACCGUUCUGGACCACAGGUACGAGAGAAGGAAGACCAGAAGAAACUGCUGCCGUUCUGUCCUCCCGUGGUUCUGGCUCAGUGUGUCGAGAAUGUGUGGACGACGUGUCGCAGUAACAAGAAGAAGCGCCACCUACUGGAGGCUCUGUGGCUGUCCUGUGGCGAGGCCGGAAUGAAGGUGUGGCUGCCCCUGUUCCCGCGGGACCACCGUAAGCCCCACUCGUUCCUGUCCCGGCGCAUCAUGCUCCCCUUCCACAUCAACAUCUACCCCCUGGCCGUGCUGUUUGAAGAUGCCCUGGUGCUGGGGGCAUCUAAUGAGACCGUGCUCUACGACGGCCUGCAGGGUCCCAGAGAGGGCCGGGAGCCUCUUGAGGUGACGUUCCCUUACUGCACGGUGGAGAGGACCUCCCAGAUCUACCUCCACCACAUCCUGCGCCAGCUACUCGUGCGUAACCUGGGAGAGCAGGCCCUGCUCCUGGCCCAGUCCUGCGCGGCGCUCCCCUACUUCCCCCACGUCAUGGAGCUCAUGGUCCACGUGGUGCUGGAGGAGGAGGCCACCUCCCGGGAGCCCAUCCCCGACCCGCUGCUGCCCACCGUGGCCAAGUUCAUCACCGAGUUCCCCCUGUUCCUCCAGACCAUCGUGCACUGCGCCAGGAAGACAGAGUACGCCCUGUGGAACUACCUGUUUGCUGCCGUGGGCAACCCCAAGGAUCUGUUUGAGGAAUGUCUAAUGGCUCAGGACCUGGACACAGCAGCAUCCUAUCUCAUCAUACUGCAGAACAUGGAGGUUCCGGCGGUGAGCAGGCAGCACGCUACGCUGCUCUUCAACACGGCUCUGGAGCAGGGCAAGUGGGACCUCUGUCGUCACAUGAUCCGAUUCCUCAAGGCCAUUGGCUCUGGGGAGAUGGAGACCCCGCCUCCAACACCAACCACUCAGGAACCCAGUUCCACGGGAGGCUUCGAGUUCUUCAGGAACCGCAGCAUCAGUCUGUCCCAGUCAGCUGACGGCAUCGCUGCUGGGAAGUUUAACCUUCAGAAGACCUUUAGCAUGCCCUCCGGGCCCUCCACUAAAGGGUCUGAGCGAUGGAGUAAGGACAGUGACUGUGCUGAGAACAUGUACAUAGACAUGAUGUUAUGGCGUCACGCCCGGCACCUGCUGGAGCAGGUCCGCCUCAAAGACCUAGGCUGUUUCUCCGCCCAGCUGGGCUUCGAGCUGAUUGGCUGGCUGUGCCGCGAGCGCACCCGGGUAGCGCGGCUCGAUGACUUUGUCAUGGCGCUGAAGUGUCUCCACAAGGACUUCCUCUGGCCGUUUCCUGUCAUCCCAGCGUGCUCGACCAGCUCGCCCUUCAAGGACGGACACCGCAAGACGGUGCUGAGCCAGCGGCUGCUAAAGUCCCAGUCAGCAGACAGCCUGUUGAACAGUGACAUGGACACAGCGCCCCCGCAGGCUUCAGCACGCAACAGCAACCACACCUGGCUGGACGGUCUCGGGGCGCUGGGGCCGGAGCCUAAAGAGAUGAACACAUCCUCUUCCCACGGGGGGCCACAGACACAGGAGGCCUUCCUCUCUCCACUCACUAACAAAACGGAGGAGUGCAGUAUCGGUUCGGCCACAGACCUGACAGAGACCAGCAGCGUGGUGGAUGGAGACUGGACCAUGGUGGAUGAGAACUUCUCCGCUCUGAGUCUGACCCAGUCUGAGCUGGAACACAUCUCCAUGGAGCUGGCUAACAAGGGGCCUCACAAGUCUCAGGUCCAGCUACGCUACCUGCUGCAUGUGUUCAUGGAGGCGGGCUGUCUGGAGUGGUGUGUUGUGAUUGGUCUGAUCCUGAGAGAGGCCACGGUCAUCAAGCAGGUGGUCAACUUCCUGGACAGCCCAGAGGUUCCUCCUGAGACCGUCCAAAGUAUCCGCUCCGGCCUGCUGGGAGUCGAUGCGUGGGCCUCCACAGACUGCCUGGGCUAUAAACCCUUCUUGAACCUGAUCCGGCCCCAGCUGCAGAAGCUAAUAGAGACUGCUGUGGAGCAGGUCCAGCCUGAAGCCUUCCAGCCAGGGGCUUCCAACCCCAACUCCAAGCUGACUGAGCCCCAGCCCGGAUGCCCCAGGGCGGAGGACAGUAGAGGGCCUGCUCCCUUGGGCCUGGCCCUGCCCUCGGAGCCCUCUGGAGGGUUAGUGACAGAGGACGGAGGAGCUCCAGAGGAGCAGGAGGAGCAGGCGGCGGACGAGGGGGCGUAUGACUGCACCCUGUCCUGACGUGCCCUGUCCUGACCUGGGUCGUGUUCAUUAGCCACCAAAACGGAAGACAAUGGGCUGAAACAGGGAGGGACUACAUAAAACAUUUUUGCUACGGUGUGUGUGCCCUAAUGACUACAGCCCUGUCCUAACCUCUGACCUUGCUGGGCAGGUGAAGGGGUGUGGUGCGGGUGUGUGAUGGGACACAGGAUGAGAAAGAAGAGGAGGAGGAGGAAGGGAUCCUCAAAGACUGAAUACUCUGCAUUGUGGGUCUCGAACCAGUUAUGUUGGCUGAUGUGGACCCAGAUAUGUUACAUCGACCAUGAGUGUGUGUGUGUGUGUGUGUGUGUGAGAGUAUAUGCUUGUUUAUGUGAGGCUUUUGUGUGUUACCAUACUUUGGGUGUGAAACACAAGGAAGCUCUCUCUUUGUUUCUCUCCUGUCCGCAUACUCAUCCAUCCCGGUGCUGGAACAGGGUCUGAGUGAGUGGAGUAGGUUGAGUGUCAGUAUUAUGGACUUGAGUCACUGCAAACAGCGCUUGCCAGGACACAGCCAAUUCAUAGCACCCAAACAAAAACACCUAAGAUAUCUGUACGACAGGUGGUUCAAACCUCUACGUUUAUUCUACUUCCUAUGUGUUCCUUUUUAAAGAAUUUGAUCAUUACGAGUUUGGGCUCGUCAGGCUUUAUUCUGGAAUGAAAGUGUCCGAGCACAAAGCAGGCAGUUUGUUGCAAUUUAGCUUUUUACCAAAAUGUGCUUUUCAGAUCAGAGAAUUGCUCGCUGUCUGUGUUGUGGUCUCGGCUAGGCUUUAGUGACCGUCUAGGUAUAAAUGUAUACUGCUUCGGCUGGCUUUUCUGUGUGAUGUGAGCGAAUUCCCAGUCAGAUCACCGUGGCGACUUGUUAGGGAGAGCACAAGGAACAAAAAGCAUCCGUGAUAUUCUCCCGAGAGACAAACAAAUCUUUUAUUGGCAGCCAUUCCACAGAACUGAACAGUUAUACCUUUAUUUUUGUCUAUUGUACUUUUUCGUGGAGUAAGUUCAAGUAUAACUUUGGUACUUCUGUCAAGAAACCGCCCCUGAAACCCACGUACGGUGUUGCCGGGACAUUUUAUGAAAUGCGUGUGUUGUGCACGGGGAGGGGUCUCAUAUUUUCAUACCUCGGGGUGUACAGUGGAUUUUAAAGGUGGUUUAUGAUACCUUUGUCAGUAAUGUGGAGGUGUUCUUCAACAUCCAUAGCAUUCAUUUAGGAAUGUCCCCUUAUUACGAUGCUAGACUGUGGCGUGAGAACGCUCUUGGUCAAGGGCGAAGACGUGUCUGUGAUGACCUGGAUUGGUCAUGUAUGUUGAGGAGGGCCUGAUAAGCCCUCAACCGGGGGGCCGGUAGCCCCGAGGUUAGAGCGUUUGGGCCAGUAAGCGAAAGGUUGCUGGUUUGAAUAGCGGAAACCGACAAGGUGAUAAAAAUCAGUUGCUGUGCCCUUGAGUAAGGCACUUAACCCUAAUUGCUCCUGUUGCGCUCUACGAUUGUGACCCCACUCCCUGCGGGACACUCGAGGGGAGUUCGGAUAUGCCAACAACAACAACAAACAUCUCCAUUUCAUACGUGUGUAACAGAACAAAUAUAAGCACCCCUCAAAUGAAUUCAAACAAACCAUGACUGUCUAACCAUAUCUGAGGACAAACCACAUUUAUUACGAUGAUCAUGACCUGCAUCUUCACACACAUACUUGGCUCGAGAAUUGAAACAUUACUGCUCAAUUAAUUGGCUUCGGUCCUGUGGAGGAUCCAAUGGGGGAAGCCAACCUUAGGAGAAACAAAGCUUUGUUCAUUCACCUUUAUAUUGAUAUACCAGAGUUCACUUUUAUUCACCCCUUUGUAAAGACAAAAAAAAACUUGUUUAACUUAACGUCAUAUAUCGUUAUCGUUUUUAAGGUAGGAUUGUGUUUUAUCUCCUAUCAGUGAUCUUUGUCUUUCCUUGGGAAUUGCUGUGGAGUUGAAGAGGUCCUGGGCUCUUUACUGAAUACAGAAUACGUCCCAUAGUUUCUAUAAGGACCUAGGUCUAUAAUGUCUUGGUCGUAAUCACCGUGGUAACAUACCAAAACCUUGAUCACAAGCGGUGAUACUGAUAACAAUGACUUUAGGAGAAUCUCCAACUCCGAAGCGGCUGUGUGUGUACGAUGUACCUGCAAAGACCAAGUGGUAUUGCAUCUGUUAAUGAUUUUGUUUUGUUGACUAAAGUACAGUAUCCUCACAGUGUUAUUGUUAUUUAUUGGUUGUGUUAUUACUAUUCUAAAUAGUCAUUUUUUUUAUUCUUCAGAUUGUUUUUAUUUUGGCUAUAUCAAAACAGCUAAUCGAGAGCUAUUUAAUUGCUUUUGCCUCGACAUACUGUAGUCAUCUGAGUCUUUAGACCCAUAUCCCACCGCCUGACACGAAAAGAGCUCCUAAAACUGGGCCUCAGUUCGUUACGCGUCUCUGAGUAGGAGUGCUAGGUACAGUUUUGCUUUUCAGAUCAUAAUGUAUAAGAUUACAUGGACAAGGUGGGAUCCGAGUUGAAUCUGGUGUGUUUGUCCGGGGCUACAACAAAGAUGUGUGCUGUUUGGGGGGGCAACAAUAGUCUGGGUAGCCAUUUGAUUAGAUGUUCAGGAGUCUUAUGACUUGGUGGUAGAAGCUGUUUAGAAGCCUCUUGGACCUAGACUUGGCGCUCCGGUACUUCUUUCCGUGCAGUAGGAGAGAAAACAGUCUAUGACUAGGGUGGCUGGAGUCUUUGACAAUUUUUAGGCACCGCCUGGUAUUGCCUCCUGGAUGGCAAGAAGCUUGGCCCCAGUGAUGUACUGGGGCCGUACACAUUACCCUCUGUAGUGCCUUGCGGUCAGAGGCCAAGCAGUUGCCAUACCAGGCAGUGAUGCAACCCGUCAGGAUGCUCUCGAUGGUGCAGCUGUAGAACCUUUUGAGGACCCAUGCCAAAUAUUUCCAGUCUCCUGAGGGGGAAUAGGUUUUGUCAUGCCCUCUUCACAACUGUCUUGGUGUGCUUGUUAAUUUGUUGGUGACGUGGACGCUCUCAACCUGCUCCACUCCAUUCCCGUCAAUGAGAAUGGAGGCGGGCUCGGUCCUCCUUUUCCUGUAGUCCACAUUCAUCUCCUUUGUCUUGACCACUCUGACGGAGAAGUUGUUGCCCUUGCACCACACGGUCAGGUCUCUGACCCCCUCCCUAUAGGCUGUUUCGUCAUUGUCUGAUCUAGGCUCAGAUCCCCCUUGUCCAUGUAAUCUUAUACAUUAUGAUCUGAGAAGCCAAAUGGAUCCUAGCACUCCUACCUGUCACUAGGGGACCUGAUCCUAGAUCAGCACUCCUACUCUGAGACGCUUUAUGAAUAGGGGCCCAGGGAUACUCGAGUACUGGAAUUGGGACAACACUCUGCUCUAGACAACUGCUGGUGCUCUGAACACACCGGUUCUGGUUAACUUACUGUGCAUGUAGGCUGUUUCUCUAUUAUAUUAGGUCCCUACAACUACAGAAAGUACAGCAAUGGUGUCCACUUACUUACAGUAAGUACAUCCGUAUUAAAUCGUGCAAUUCUGAAAUGUUACUUUGUUUCAGCUUUAUCAUGUUUUUUAACAUUUUUAUUUGAAUCCUUUUAUUUUCAGUUUUCAGCCUUUUAUUUGCAUUCUCUGCUCCUCCUUUUUCUGUCACUCAUACAGACCAAAACAUUUGUAUUUUAAUCAUUAUUUUUGCUACAGCUUACUGUGUUUGUAGUGUACAUGGUUGUUUGCAGUUUUUCUGUUUUGCCUCUUCUGAUUCUCAUUUAUUGUUCUGCUGCAUUAAGAAAAUCCCUUUACAGUCACGACGACUGUACACAGCAUUGAUGUGCUUAGCUAUAUUCCAUCUCUGCUUUCAGUACGGUAUAGUAUAUGCAGUCAGUGGCUUACUUUGCUGCCUGCUCUCAAACUGUGAAGUUUACCUAACACGCGUACAGUACUUGGCUAACCAAAGACAAAUGUUCAGAGGCUUUCGGUCGGUGUGUGCAGGUUGUUGAGAAGAUGAGUGCUUGUGUAGAGGUGCAACGAUGUACAAUGAAUUCCCCCCCACCCUCCCUCUGUGAUGAGAAAGAUAACCAACCAUUGACGCUCAAACCAAUUUUUCAGUUAGUUCUCAAGAUUGUUUUUCUAUAUCAUAUAAAAAUGGAUAUUCUGAUUAUACACGUCAUGUUUCUGUCUGAUCUGAGGAUGAGAAGCCUAUUGUUUUGCGUGUCUGUCUUUGCUGCUGGGAAAAGCACAGUCAUCCAUGACACAGCGGUACUGUGUUCAAACAAAGGACAUUAUAAGAACAUCUCUGGUUCAUACACACACUAUAUAGGUGAUCAAAGACAUACUGAGUGGAAGAGGACUCUUUUUACUUCAUAUUGUACUUUAAAGUAUUGCCUAUCUAUGACACAUUACCUGGGUCAUGCAGACAGUUGGACAUCUUCAAUGCAGUGUACAGUAUAUAGUGUUUCUUGUACAAUUAGCCUUUUCUACUAAUUUUUUGUUUUCUAUUUU